AUGGCAAGCCAGCCACCGGAAGAGCCUGUGGAGUCUCAGGUCUCGGAUGAGCUGGAGUGCAAGAUUUGUUACAAUCGGUACAACCUGAAGCAGAGGAAGCCCAAGGUUCUAGAGUGCUGUCACAGGGUCUGUGCCAAGUGCCUCUAUAAGAUAAUAGACUUUGGAGACUCCCCCCAAGGUGUCAUCGUCUGUCCUUUCUGCAGGUUCGAGACGUGCCUGCCAGAUGACGAAGUGAGCAGCUUGCCUGAUGACAAUAACAUCCUUGUAAACUUGACUUGUGGAAGCAAAGGGAAGAAAUGCCUGCCUGAGAAUCCCACGGAGCUGCUGCUCACCCCCAAGAGGCUGGCUUCCCUCGUCAGCCCUUCCCACACGUCCUCCAACUGCUUGGUUAUCACCAUCAUGGAGGUGCAGAGGGAGAGUUCCCCAUCCCUUAGCUCGACGCCGGUGGUAGAAUUCUACAGGCCGGCAAGUUUUGACUCUGUCACCACAGUGUCCCACAACUGGACGGUGUGGAACUGCACCUCCCUGCUCUUCCAGACGUCCAUCCGGGUGUUAGUGUGGCUGCUAGGUUUGCUGUACUUCAGCUCCUUGCCCUUAGGGAUCUAUUUACUGGUGUCUAAGAAAGUCACCCUUGGGGUGGUCUUUGUUAGCCUUGUCCCCUCUAGCCUUGUCAUCCUUAUGGUGUAUGGUUUUUGCCAAUGCGUUUGUCAUGAAUUUCUGGACUGUAUGGCACUUCCUUCUUAA
Arvicola amphibius (Eurasian water vole) is the source of this 744-nucleotide messenger RNA. RefSeq names its product ring finger protein 182 (gene Rnf182). The record is from RefSeq and is a predicted model, not a curated record. The coding region runs from base 1 to 744 and encodes 247 amino acids. NCBI's taxonomy places the organism in Eukaryota, Metazoa, Chordata, Mammalia, Rodentia, Cricetidae. The transcript has a single exon.